This is a messenger RNA of Fomitopsis serialis, 329 nucleotides long. RefSeq lists its product as uncharacterized. NCBI's taxonomy places the organism in Eukaryota, Fungi, Basidiomycota, Agaricomycetes, Polyporales, Fomitopsidaceae. The coding region runs from base 124 to 294 and encodes 56 amino acids. The transcript has a single exon. The record is from RefSeq and is a predicted model, not a curated record.
UGCCAGCGUUUCGUCUGGCUGACAUCGGUGAGUAAAGCUUUGACACAAAGUCCGAUGUUCUCAAUUGACGUUUGCUUCGCAGAUUCGUUCUUGAAGCUUUGAAGCUUAAAUGGGUUGUCACGUAUGCAGAGCCGACCAUUCGCGCAUUUCAUUCGAACUAUUUUGACAUCUGCGACCUUUGUGCAAAACCGUUUCACGGUUUCGUUUGUGUACUUCGAUCCCGGAUUAUUAGCAUCGGCUUUUGCAGAUGGUGAUUGUUCCAGGGUAUUCAGUCCCGAACGGUUUCGCAGGUAGUUCAAGUACGUUAUCUUGAAUCCUUUCUGUAGUCG